CCCCCGCUCCUUCCCGCGCAUCCACCUGCUCUGGCAUUCCGCCCUGCUGCCGACGCUGCCUCCUGCCGCGGGCGGGAACUGGGCGCGCUUCCCUCGCCGGCGGCGAGCCGCAAAAAGACCGCGAAAGGGGCCGCGAGCCGCCGUCCCGGGCAGCUGCCGGGACAGGGAUCGGGACUGGAAUUCGUGAAAGAGACAGAGAGAAGCUGUUUCAGCUGUGGGUUCCAGCAACAUGGAGAAUGAUAUCAGCUUGAAGUUCCAUCAGCAGCUUUUCCUUAUUAGUGAAAAUCUGGUGACUGAAGAUGUAGCAGCUUUAAAAUUUCUCUGUACUGACUUGCUCCACCUCAGUAAACUAGAAGGUGUGAAGUCAGCAGCAGACAUCUUCAAGCUCCUUAUGGCUCAAGAAUAUCUGAAUGUAGAAGACACUUUCAUACUAGCUGAACUCUUAUACAGAAUUAAAUGUCACUCCUUGCUUGAGAAACUUGGUUACACCAAGGAGAAAGUACAAGAACGUCUGAGUGAGAAGGGAAGAAUAUCUCCAUACAGGCAGAUGCUGUAUGAAUUGUCAGAGAACAUCACCAGUGUGAUGUUGAAGGAAAUCACAUUUCUCCUGAGAGACCAUCUUCCAAAGCGAUGCAUGAUUCUUUCUGCUUUGGAUUUGCUGACUUUAUUGGAAAAGCAGAGCCUUUUAACUAAAGACAAUGUAAAGAUACUGGAGGAUGUCUUUAUGACCAUUUCACCUGAUCUCCUGGAGACAAUAGACCUCUACAAAAAGGGAAAAGAUAACAAGGCUGCUAAUUUUACACAAGGCUUCCCUGAAGUAAACCUGGAGCUGCGUGGAGAAUUCAGCAAUGUAGAAAAUGAAUCCAAGACUAUGAAAAGCUACAAAAUGGAUGGGCCACACAGAGGAUUUUGUCUCAUUAUUAAUAAUGUUAACUUCAAUAGUUCUCAGAGGAAGGGUUCUUGCAAAGAUGCUGAGCAACUGGAGAGAGUAUUCACGUGGCUUGGUCUGGAUGUGAGGACUUAUACAGAUCUGACGUCUCGAGAGAUUAUCAAUCUCAUGGAAACUUGGCAGCGUGUGCCAGAUCACAAAGACAGGAACUGUUUUAUAUGUUGUAUUCUAUCUCAUGGAAAGUCAGGAGCAAUCUAUGGGACAGAUGAAAAACUUGUGUCAAUCCGUGUGCUUACAUCCCACUUCACUGCCAAACAAUGUCCCCAGCUGGCUGCAAAACCCAAACUCUUCUUUAUCCAAGCAUGCCAGGGUGACAAGAUACAGUGUCCUGUCUAUGUUGUUACUGAUGGACCAACUCCUGACUUGUCUUCCAUGCAAGAGAGAGUUGUUCUUUCUGAAAGCAUUCCUGAAGAGGCUGAUUUCCUCCUAGGCAUGGCCACAGUUGAUGGCUAUGUCUCUUUCCGGCACAUGGAAGAGGGCAGUUGGUAUAUUCAGGCCCUCUGCAGCAAGCUACAAUUGUUGGUACCAAGGGGUGAAGAUAUUUUGUCAAUUCUUACAGAAGUUAAUGAAGAUGUGGCCAGACGUGAUAGCCCUUCAGGGACAAAGAAGCAAAUGCCCCAACCAGCAUAUACCUUAAGAAGGAAAUUUAUAUUCCCAAUACCUAUGGACCCUCCUCCUUCAGAGCAAUAUCAGUGCUUUUAAUAAACAAAAUUUUAUCAUCUCAUUUAAAUGCAGUUCAUCACACUACCUUUUUUAAGAUAUUUAGCCAAAACUUUGAAAAUCUGUUAGCUUCGAUGCAAGGCCUUAUAAAUUUUUUGUCAAACAAACUCUGAAACUGGAGGAGACACAAUUAAAAUAAUCAAUGUGCCAGCUAUUUACAUCAUCUCUAUAUUCAGAGUUAUCAGUGUUGGAAAAACCACACAGAGUAACUCGUGUUAAACAUUUUUUUACCUGCACAGGCUGCAGAUACAAUAGGUUGUUCCUCACAGCAUAGGGAUUGCAUGUAAGCUUUCAUAUUUAAACCAGGAUUGUUAAUGGUCUGGUUUAGAUUCAUCAAGUUUUAUUUUGCAGGCUAACGAUUUAAAAUCCUGUUUCUAAAUCCACUAGUUAUGUUCAUAGAGAGAAAAAAAUGGGAAUGAAGAGACAAAACCUUAAGUAGUAAGUGGAAAAGGAUUUCUUCAAUCUCUAAUGAAAAUUACAUUUAACUUAAUAAAGAACCAAUUUCCAACUGAAAUCAGCAAUUUGUUCCACAGUGCCCUCAAAUGUCCAGCAUAAGCUUCAAGUACAAUGGAAUUUUCCAAAACUGAGUAAAGCCAAAAUGCUGCUUAUUAUUCCCUCUGUGAAACCUUGUGAAAUGUUAUUUCCCCAUCACUUCUGAGAAAAUUUAUGGUAGAAGAUUUGCAUGCUGUGAAAUACAGCAGUCAGAUUAACUUUGUUAAACCUUGCAGUUUUAAAUUAUCAUUUGUUGGUUUAGGAUCUAAAAUGCAACCAGUUUCUGAAGGCUCCUAUGGACUAAGCUGCUGACAGAAUUUUGUGAGUUAACUGAAAUAAUGCCAUGUCGUUUUGUUAUGAACACUUACUACAUAUGCCUGUGUCUUUCCUGUUUGUUAUUACAUUAAAUUCAUACUUUUUAA
Molecule: messenger RNA, 2583 nt
Organism: Melospiza melodia melodia
Lineage: Eukaryota; Metazoa; Chordata; Aves; Passeriformes; Passerellidae
Product: caspase-10-like
Exons: 8
Coding region: 230-1651 (473 amino acids)
Biological process (GO): regulation of apoptotic process; proteolysis
Molecular function (GO): cysteine-type endopeptidase activity; protein binding
Source: RefSeq, a predicted model, not a curated record